GUGACAUCAAUGGAAGGCGGUCUAUCGGCCUAACGGCGCGGAGGGUUGUGGGAAUGGGUAUCGUGUUCACCUUGAGGAGUGUUCGAGAAGCGUUCGUCGGGUGGGAGCAAAUACUCAACGCUUUAGCUUAUUGAAACGAUGGGGGCAUCCACGUCAAUACUACCGAACAAUGUGCAAGCAGAUUCUGUUGCUGUUACAGCACAGGCAUCACCACCAGCAGAAUGCCCAAUGCAUCAAGCCAAGAAGGAAGGUUGCCCAAUGCAUCAGUCAACAGCUGCCUCAAUAGAGAAUGCAUCGUAUCCUGUGCCUGCACAUCAGGAGAGGGCGUACGAAUAUGUGGAGUGCCCUAUGAGUGGAGGUAACAGACCACAAACAGAAGAUGAUAUUGAUCCCAGUAAUAUGAUGCCACCGCCUAACCAGACGCCUUCACCAGAUCAGCCAUACCCCCUUUCUCUCGGCAGAGAGGAGUCUACUAUUCCAAGGACUCACUCAGACAAGCAUUGGGUAUACCCUUCAGAACAGAUGUUUUGGAAUGCAAUGAUCAGAAAAGGGUGGCGUUGGCAGAAUGAAGACAUUUCAGCUGAAGAUAUGUCAAACAUUGUUAAGAUCCAUAAUCAGAACAAUGAACAAGCCUGGAAAGAAAUACUGAAGUGGGAAGCACUUCAUGCCAAAGAAUGCCCCUGUGGGCCUUCAUUACGACGCUUUGGGGGAAAAGCUAAGGAAUAUUCACCAAGAGCUCGGAUUCGUUCUUUAAUGGGGUAUGAACUACCUUUUGAUCGACACGACUGGAUUGUAAACCGCUGUGGAAAGGAAGUACGAUAUGUGAUUGAUUAUUAUGAUGGAGGUGAAGUUGACAAAUCAUCAUAUCAGUUCACUGCUCUGGAUGUGCGUCCUGCACUUGAUUCCUUUUCUGCAGUGUGGGAUAGAAUGAAAGUGGCGUGGUGGCGUUGGACUUCAUAACAUGUAUUUAAAUUGUAGCAUUUACUACAAAUGAACCCAUGAAUGUCAUAAUCUUUAAAUGUUUCAAAAUUAAAUUGAAUUAUCUGCACAUUAAACCAAGCAAGCUGCACUUUGUACCUGCCAUAGUCCAGAUAUCACAUGCUUAAAAGCUUCUGACAACUUAAACCAACUCAUCAUUUCUGGUUUGCUAUGGAACAAGACUUGGCAUAUGAUCGGUAUUAUAUACAUUAUGUUGUAUUCUUUAUAUUUAGCUGUUGUAUUUGCUGAUUGGAAAUAAUUAAUCAAUUAAUUUAUCUUGAGCAUUUCCUUCAGGGAAUUACUUUUGUUAGCCCUAAUACCUCUAUAUUCCAGUGUAUUAAUUUGAAAAAGUGUCAGAUUUGAACAUAUGUUGACCAGCUUGAUGGAAUCCUGGGGUGCUUGCAACUGUUAGCAUUUUCUUGAGCUUUCAGUUGAGUAGUGCUAAAACUAUGAUGCAAUAUCGCGAGGCCGAUGCGUUUGCCCUCUAGGGCUGAGAAGCAGCAUGUCAGAGUGAAGGUGGAGUAGUUAUAUUAAUUUUCCUGAUGUACUAUAGAGCUGAAUGUUUUCUGAAAAAUAAAGAUACACCAGCAAAUUCUUACGUUAGCUUUCCCUUAAACUGGGAGGUACUUAAAGAUUUUGCUAGUUUUACUUGAUUUUUUUUUGGAGUUCUGAGUAUUUUCUUGACAGGCAGUAGACUUGAUAAUGUCUAAAAUGGAUUUCCCAUUAUCUGAUUACAGUAGAUAUUGCAGGGGAUAUCUAGUGCAAACUAGAAUCAGUCAAAACCAUGAGGAGAAGUUGUUCUAAUUUUCACAUUCCUAAAUAGAUAAACGUCAUAUUUGGAAAAUGGUCAAGGUAGCAACUAUGCUGAAAUUUCGACUUUUUCACUAAUAUCCAAACUUAUUUUCAGGGAAGAGUCAUGUUAGACUAAAAUUGGUAUGCUCUUGUUAACAUUUAGAUUAGGUAACAAACUUGCACAGCGCAAAUAAAUUUUUUUAACUUGAAUAUGAAAGCAGUUUUACAAGUGUUUCCAUGAAAAUCUUGAAAGAGAUUUUCUCACAGUUAAUGAUUAAAGAUUAGUACUUUAAUCUUAAUUCUGUGCGUCGAUCAGAUAUGAAGGUUCUGAGUACAAACCUGAGAGAUCCAAAAUAAAACAAAGAACUGCAAAUCCUGAAAACUUGGAAAAGAAAAUGGUUAUAGAAACUCAGCAGAUCUGGCAAUAUUUGUGGAGAGAAAGCAGAGUUAAUAUUUCAGGUCCAAUGAUGCCUCUUCAUACAGAUCCACACUUGGUGCUGUUGAUCUAAUGAAGUCUACUGUGGGUAAGUGUGAGGUUAUCUGCUUUGUUAGCAAAAACAGAAGGAAAAUUUAAUAAGUGAAUGGUGGUUGAUUGAGAGAGUCUGAGAUGAAGCAGAGUCUUGGUGUCCUUGUUUGCCAGUUGCUGAAACUAAGCUUUCAGGUGCAGAAGUAGGCGAAUAGUACGUUGGUCUUCAUAGGGAGAGGAUUCAAGUACAGGAACAGGGAUGUCUUUCUGUAAUUGUAUUGUGCCUUGGUGAGACUGUACCUAGAAUAUCGUGUGCAGUUUUGGCCUCAUUAUCUGAGGAAAGAUGUUCAGUUGUGGAGGCAAUGUGAUACAAAUUUAUCAGACUGGUUCCUGGGAUGACAGGACUGACGUGAAGAGAAACUGGAUUGAUUAGGACUAUAUUCACAAAUUUACAAGAAUGAACGGGGAUUCUCUCUCAACCUUCAAAUUCUAAAAAGACUAGCAAGGGAAAUGCAGGAACUAUGUUGCUGAUAAGUGGGGAGUCCAAAACUAGGGGUCACAGACUAAGGAUAUGGUGUAGGCCAUAUAGGAGUGAGUUUUUAGAUAUUUCUCGACCCAGAGUUGUGACCCUUUGAAUUUUCCGCGACAAAGCAAUUGAGGCCAAGAUAUUUAACGUUUUCAAGAAGGAGACAGAUCUAGUUAUUAGUGCUAAAGGGACCAAAGGGUAUAGUGAGAAAAUGGGAACAGUAUACUGAGCUGAAUGAUCAGCCACGAUCAUGUUGAAUGGUGGAACAGGCUUGAAGGGCCCAAUGGCUUCUGGUCCAAUUUUCUAUCUUGUCUAGGUUUCUAAAUCUUGACUGCCAACUUCUACCCAAGUAUUCUAGGCUUGGAUAUGUAUGUAUGAAGUUAUGAGGGAGCAAUAUGUAUACAGGUGGGCAUAUAGAAUUUUUGUUACUUGUCUAGAAUUCAUGAACAUGUUCAAAGUAUGCUUAGUGCAGACCAUGUCUCAGGUUUGAGUCUUUUACAAUGGAUUGCAAAUGUAAACGUACCAGUCUCGUCCAGACUGGCAUUGGAUGCAUUGUUUUCUUUACAUCUCUCAAUGUUUUCAAGGAGAUGGUGUAGUGAUCAGUGCUAAAUAUAGCCUGUGAACAAUUCCCUUUUCAAAUAUAUAACAAAUUUCCUUUGAAAAGUGUAGUUGAGUUUCCUCCCUCAGUAAUGCAGGCCAAUUACCAUUUUUUUCCAAAAGGGUCAACUUGUGAUUUUUUUUGUCAUUAAUAAUUUGAGAUAUUACAAUGAAUUUACAUUGAGUUCUUUGAGAAUGUAUUUCUUUAUGGCAAGGAGUGGUUGAGCUGGAGAUGGUGGUAUCAGUUAUUCAGAGUUUGUCAGGACUAAUGGCUGGGUGGCUGCACAGUACUCUGGAAUGUUAAUUUAUGUGAAAAAUACAGACCAAUGCUCCCUUUUAAGGUGUGAGCAUGCACACUGUUCAAUAAGGGAUUGUAUAAUGGAAGAAACCGGGAAUGUAGCAUCCAAUACAGUCACACUCUGUAAUAGCAUUUGAUCACCAUAUCAUCCUAGUUUCAGAAAAUAGUUGAGGUAAUGAUCUUCAAGAUGAUUGCUCUGUAUAAGUAAUACAUCUGUUAAAAAGGCCAUUUGAUCAAUUUGAGACUGUAAAGAAAUAGUUCUAUAUUAGGACUACAUCAGAUGAAUUCAACAUUUGUUAACUUCUUUAAUUUGGAUAGUAAUUUGAGGCUGCCAAUGUAGAAAACAUUUUCCAUAGGCUAGUUAUUUCUUAAUGCCAACAGCUUCUUGGGACAGUUGGUGGAGAACACAAGCCCUGAAGUAUGACUAGCUCAUCGAUAGUAUUCCUAUUGGAAAUGAUGUAAUGUGUUGAGCUUUAAUUACUGUUGGCCUCUGGCACCAUGAUGAAGUCAGUAAAAGUAGGGUCAUUGUGGUGUGACUGUUGGUGAAGUGCUCUGCAUUUGUCAUUGCUCUUUUACUGAACUUAAUGGCAACAAAUGGAGUUUUGACCUGCACAUUUAAACACUGAUUAAUGUUAAUGUCGGUGUUUUUGGGAAAUUCUCGCAAUUGAGGGUGGGGCAUUAUGGUUAUGGCAUUUCUAGUAGACUGACUAAUUUUGAUAAAUUUUGCAGAAUAUAGCUUACCCAUUAAUUUGUAUUUAGUUUUAAUUUUAGUUUUACCAUUGGAAUCAUCUGAGAAGUCUUGUUCCUUUUUAGGUUAUUGGUUUCCAUGGUGAAUGUAAUAGUGGAAAUCCAGAAAUUACUGUUAGUGACUCAGUGCUUCACCUGAUAGUCUGUGAAUGCCUUACAGCCGACUGAAAUUGAUGAAAAGCAAGUGUUUUAACAAGAACAUCAUCUUUAUGCUUAUUGUGUGGUCCAUAACAGUUGGUCUUGUAAAAACUCUUGAAUUUAUUUUAUUUCCUUUUUACAUGUGUUUAUUUUAGUUUCUAUUUUCAUCCAAUUACUUUUACUAUGAAAAGUUCAAAUUAAAGACUACUAGGUACUUUA
Messenger RNA from Stegostoma tigrinum, 4761 nucleotides. RefSeq names its product holocytochrome c-type synthase. Lineage: Eukaryota; Metazoa; Chordata; Chondrichthyes; Orectolobiformes; Stegostomatidae. Gene Ontology annotation, cellular component: mitochondrion. Bases 139 to 960 code for a protein of 273 amino acids. Gene Ontology annotation, molecular function: holocytochrome-c synthase activity. Gene Ontology annotation, biological process: cytochrome c-heme linkage. The record is from RefSeq and is a predicted model, not a curated record. The transcript has 7 exons.